UCUGUUUCCCGUUACGUUCCAGUAGCCAGGAAUUCUCUCUGUUAAAGGGGGAGGAGAGGGAGAGAAAUUCUAUAUCGUCAUUUAAUAUCGAAGAGGGCAAAGCGCGUGAAAGUUAAAACGCCACUUUUUAAGCCGAAACAUACAGACGCAGCAGUGCGCCCAUUGAGUUUUUUGGCGAACCACCGCUUCCUUUUUAAAUACGCAAAAACUGAAGAAGGGGAAACAUAACAGGAGAAACAUAGAGAAACUUUUUAAUUGAUUGGUUUAAUCUACUUUUCCAUUCCAUCUGUUGCCAUCAGCUGGUCGGGCUUCCCACAGCACCUCUUGCUUCAACUCUUCCUACCACGGGCCUUAGUGCACCAUGGCCGGAGCUGGUGCGGGUGCCAGGCCGGGCUCUGUGCGCUCCAGGAUGGGUAAAGCUGCCGCGCUGGCCCGGUUGCUGAACCGGGAUUGCACUCGCCUGCUGGAACUAUAUAGAGAGAGAGAAGGCUUCUCGCCUGACCUGUCCCUGGAGAAGGGUCGCAUUGUGGCCCUCGUGCUGUCCGCCCCCCACCUCUCCGCCAACGAGAGGGUGUGGCUCCUGCACUCCGCCCUGCACCAGUGCCUCAGGCUCUUUGAGCGCGUGAUUGGCUGGGAGAUAGAGCAGGGCUUCGGGGGCGAGGGCGAGUACGAGAGGGUGCGGAGCACGGUGAAGGACAGACUGGGCCACCUGCUCCAGAGCACCAAGAACCUCCUGGCGGAGACAGAGGGAAUUACACCACUGACCCCUGACCCAAACAACCCAGAGGAGACAGAUGGGUUGGAAAAAGGUGGCAUAUUUGAGGCGAAGCUCUGGACUUUCCGGGUCCUACAGGAGCUGAUCCACUGGACCCAGUCCGCCGCCCAGACUCUGCACUCAGUGCAGUCAGAGAGAGAGAAGGAAAGAGGGAGAACUACUGUGAGAAAGGGAAAGAGGGACAAAGGAGAAGUGCAGAGCUGAGAGAAAAUAAGGGCAGAGAAAAGGAGAGAGAGAAAGGUAGAUGAUAUGCAGGUGAAGGGAAGGAGUGCAGAGCUGAGAAAGAGAGGGAGAGGGAGAGAAGAGGAGGGCGAACGAAAAGUUGGAUUAUAGGAUGUGCAGAAAGGGAACGAGUGAACCAGAGUAGUGUAACUAUAUGCAGAUAACAAUUCAUUUAGAAAUAGUCUCGAAAGUAACACAGGAAGUGUGAAGAGUUCUUUCUUUAAAAAGUAACAGGGUUUAUUACCCUUUUUCAUUAGCAAGUGUGAUUUAUGAUGAUUGUAUGGGCUGCUAACCUGCUGAAUUGAAAGACUGGUGCCCUGGUAAACACCAUGACCCAUCCAGUUCUCAUCUUUGCAAACACUUUCAUGAUUUUUUUUUCAGGUGAAUUGUAAUUUAAUCCAAGAUCUGAACUAUAAUUAUGUUGCCUUUUUAGCUCUAACCCACUCAAGUACAAAAACUAACUUUAUUUUGAGGUGAUGACGUGUCACAUUGUUGUGUUAGAAUAGUGCUGGCUAUAAAAAGAAAUGAAAACAGGGAAUAACAAUGACAAACGGUUUCCAUUCUGUAGUCCAUUCUGUACUUUUGCGAAGAUCCUGCAAAGACUUGAGUGUUGUGGCUAAAACGUUAUUGGUUCCAACGCUCCUUUAUUCUUUCAACAGGGGGGAAAGGAUGUAAUAAAUGUUAAAAUGGUGGAACGGUUUGAGGGAUUGGGGAAAAAAUACAUGCGAUUGGAGGAUUUGAGGGGAAAAACAC
Molecule: messenger RNA, 1750 nt
Organism: Anguilla anguilla (European eel)
Lineage: Eukaryota; Metazoa; Chordata; Actinopteri; Anguilliformes; Anguillidae
Gene: cntf
Product: ciliary neurotrophic factor
Exons: 3
Coding region: 362-979 (205 amino acids)
Biological process (GO): negative regulation of neuron apoptotic process; ciliary neurotrophic factor-mediated signaling pathway
Molecular function (GO): ciliary neurotrophic factor receptor binding
Source: RefSeq, a predicted model, not a curated record